AUGACCGACUGUGUCCAUAGCAACGAGCUACCUCAUACCCAAAAGCCCAAUGCCAUCGAUUCGCCUGUUUACGAGAAGCCCAAUGUAUACGAUGACGAUGAGCACACCCGCGUCAUUUACGAUCGACCCCAUGAGAAAGAUGACCAAGACUAUUCCAGGGGGAGUGGCAACGGUAUCAAUACGGUGGUAGCUUUCAAGGAAGGUGAUCAUAAACGACCUGUCAGCCCAGAUAACGAUGACGACGACUACCAAAUACCAAAUGAAACCAGCCCACGCCAUUCAACAGGGAGCAGCAAUAGCAUGGAGAGCUUUGUUACAGCAUCCGUAUUAAGCCAAGCACCAUCGGCAACUACAGAAAUCACAGUGAAUGAGGAGCUUGCUCAGCAUGUGGCUUUCAUGUCAUUACGACAUCAUUCUUAUACCCCAAGUUUAUCCAACAUCAGCCCAAGCACAUCUACCAGCAGUCGUGAUAGUAGUCGACAGCAUUUGAUCCUACACGCGCUUGACAGUGCCUAUGACACCAAAAAACAGCAACGUAGGAAGAGUAGAUCGGAUGUCAUUGUUUAUGACUUUGCAAAGAAAUCGCUUACAAAACCCCAAAUCCAUGAGAUCAAGGAUCGAUCCAAGAAUGUGGUCUACCGCAAGGAACAAGAACAUUCGUAUUCAUGGGGAUUUCAGAAUGUAUUGUACAAUGAGGAGAAUACCAAAGUGGCACAAGCAUUUCGCAAAGCUUUCCACAAGGACAUCAUUGUCGAAUGCACCAACGACACGCAACAAACACCUUUGGUCAAUCGAACAAAAUCACAUUUGCUCUUUGUGUAUGAAACGCAAUUCGAUGGACUUUGGAUACGAUGGAAACGACCAAGCUUGCUGUCACAUGACUUGACGUGUGAAGUGGCUGCCAUUGAAGAAACACAACCUGGUGAAGAGAGACGUCGUCGUCAUUGGAAGCUUCUUGCAGAAUUUGAUAGUCAUCGGAUGGGAUACCUGAAACAAUUGGGGCGUUUGGUUAUUGAUCGUACUGGCUUGGAGCUUUUCGAGAAUACCGAAGCACUCACCAUGCACCUAGUGAUUACUUGCAGCACCCUCGUGGACCUCAUGCGAGAAGUGGUUGAGAAGGCAGUUGGUCUUGGCGAUGGUGGUGUGGCUGGCAGCGAUUAG
This is a messenger RNA of Lichtheimia ornata, 1161 nucleotides long. RefSeq lists its product as uncharacterized. The transcript has a single exon. Lineage: Eukaryota; Fungi; Mucoromycota; Mucoromycetes; Mucorales; Lichtheimiaceae. Bases 1 to 1161 code for a protein of 386 amino acids. The record is from RefSeq and is a predicted model, not a curated record.